Lachnellula hyalina is the source of this 3651-nucleotide messenger RNA. RefSeq names its product Transcriptional activator (gene SPT7). The transcript has 3 exons. Gene Ontology annotation, cellular component: SLIK (SAGA-like) complex; SAGA complex. Bases 1 to 3651 code for a protein of 1216 amino acids. Gene Ontology annotation, biological process: regulation of transcription by RNA polymerase II. NCBI's taxonomy places the organism in Eukaryota, Fungi, Ascomycota, Leotiomycetes, Helotiales, Lachnaceae. Gene Ontology annotation, molecular function: structural molecule activity; protein heterodimerization activity. The record is from RefSeq and is a predicted model, not a curated record.
AUGACCCUCCAGAGCGCGCAACGUCAAUCCAAACAGCACGAUAUUUGCUUCAUCAACAAACCACGCAAACCAUCGAAUUUCGACGCCGCAGCAUCUCGGACACAUUACCAAUGUUCCGAGCUUACUCUCCAGCGAAAUAAGGACGUCGCGAGGACGUUUGCCGGUCUUGCGGGCUUGUCGCGAAUUACACUCGUUUCUGCGGUGCAUGCGCGUGAGAGGGGGCCCCCGAUGGCAACGAACAAGCCAUUUGGCUCUGCGAAAGCCUCCAUCACCCAACCAUGGCCACCGCCCACAUCGCUCUUGAAGAACUCCCACCAUCCAAGAGAUGAUACUCCCGCGCGAUCCAAUACCAAUACUCCAAGUCUCCCCUUCGAUGAUGCGUCAAUGGCUGAACCGGGCGCCGUAAUACAGUCUGAAGGGGAUAUAGAGGAGGAGCACCAGAAGACCAUCUUCAAGGAGCUGUAUCGACGCAGUGAGGCAAGGAUCACUGAAUUAUUUGGGGGCGUGGCACAGGGGGAGCAGAUAUCUGCGGAGGAUACGUCGGCGCAACAGGAUCAAUUGACAGAUGAACCCAAUAUCAGAGAACCGGCCAAGGACCAAGCCCCCAAGAAGGCCGCGCGAACCAUUGACGAGGACAACUACGAUGAUGAAGACGAUGAGGAUGAUGAAGAGGAGGAUGUGCAGACAUCCCCUCUUAAAAACAAAUCAGCCAACGCGUUAUUGUCGCCCUCCAAGUCCGGAAGUUCCCCCGUCUCCUCAGAUACAUCUCCCACCAAGCCUACCGAGCCGAAACAGGAAGACUCCUCGCCAGAAGAGCCAAAGUCUUCCGAGGAUGCGCGAAAGGAGCUCGAGGAAGAGAGGAAAGCUACAGAGGAAGCAGCCAAGCGCAGUUUUCACACCAUAUUCUAUACUUUAGAGAACGAUAGAGUUGCUAUGUUGGAACAGCAAAGAUUAGAAGAGGCCGAGAAGCAAAUAAACGCCGAGAUGGACAAUAGCGGGAGUACCAGUAAUGCAAAUGCUAAGGGCGAACAACACGGUACUCUGAGUAGCGCCAACCUCGGCGCAUCCAGCUUGACCCUCAAGCAUCUUAUUGCCCGAAUCGACCUCAAGCGCGAGAAGGUCAAGGCUUCAGAUGCUGAGCUCCGUGCUUUGAUGAACGAGGUCCGGAAGAAUAGGAGUAAAUGGGCCAGUGAGGAAAAUGUCAACCAGGAGGAACUCUACGAGGCUAUUGAAAAGGUCUUGAGUGAACUCAAGGCCAUGACGGAAUAUUCAGCUCCUUUUCUCACCAGAGUCAACAAGCGAGAAGCACCUGAUUAUUACAACAUCAUCAAAACCCCAAUGGAUCUCGGGACCAUGACCAAGAAAUUGAAACAGCAGGUUUACAAGUCCAAAGCCGAUUUUGUUGCAGACUUAGAUCUGAUCUGGAGUAAUUGCUUGAAAUACAAUGCAGAUAUUGCUCACCCUCUACGACGAAACGCAAACUCAAUGAGAAAAGAAGCAGAAAAGCUCAUCCCGUUAAUCCCAGACCUCGUCAUUCGUCCAAGAGCAGAGGUCGAAGCCGAGGAAAGGCGGAAACAGAACGGCGGUGAAGAUGACGCUGGAGAUGAUAGUGACGAUGAACCUAUCAUGUCAUCUAGGGGACGAAAAGCGGGCGUAAAAGGCUCGUCAAAAGCAAGAAAUGCUGCUCCGGAGCGCGAUGAGGGAACUCCUGUGGUAGACCAGAAACCGUCCCUUCAGGUGAACGGCCUUCUCAGUACUCUUGGUCACGAGGGCUCUGAUGCAGGAUUCGACAGUAAUGGAUUUGGCACUCCACCAAUUGGCUCGAUCACUCCUAGCGGGCUCAACGGCAUGCCAGGCAUCGGAAGCCAGGCUGAUGGUGAUAUCGAUGGGCCAUCCAUGAAUGGAUUAUCCUUAGGGCAAGCACUUGGUGCUGCUGCGGAAGACCUCCGUGAGGAUGAGGAGUACAGAAUCUGGAAACAAGUGACAAAGAAGGACCGUGCUUUUGUGGCAAAGGAACGUAAUCGUCUUUUCAAAGGAGAUAAACUAAAUCCUGAAGAGCCUGCAUUAAUGAGAAGUAAAGCUGGCAUGAGAAGAUGGAUCCGCCAACAGAAGCAGGCGCAAAACGACACCUCACGUCCAAAUGUCAAUGGCAAAGAUGCAAACGAGACGGUCGAAGGUGGCGACACGCUUGCGGAAGGAAUGGAAGCUGAAGAAGAACGUGUUCUUCCUGAUUAUUAUGACCCUCUAUCGGCUAUACCAGACAUCAACCCCAAACUUCAGUGGGUUGAGGAUUCUGAGGGGAAUGUGAUCGAUCAGCAAUCGGAGGACUUCCUCCGCAUGGUUAAGCCAGGUCACUUCAUGGCUCCCAAGGGCUUUUUAUCUGCCAAGGUUGACGCCAACAUGAAGCAAAUGCAAGAAACAAGGAAGCUUACCUCGAAAAUCAGUGUUAUCAAGCAGAUGCAAUUGCAAGCUCAAAUGUACAAUAAUCAAUUUCCAAAAUACGAGCCAGAACCAUUUGUCGAGGCCGAUAUCGAACCACAUGUCAUGUCCGAUGACGGACCAGUUAUGGCUCCUUGGGUUUGCAAGGCGGCAAUGCAACGUUCUGUUGCCAAACUUUGCUACCACGCAGGUUUUGAAGAGCUUCAACCAAGUGCUUUGGAUGUCAUCACUGAGGCCGCAGCUGAUUACUUCGAAAAGCUAGCGCGUACCGUCAAUGUUUACCGAGAAGCGCCCAAGGUUCCAGCUAUUGGCGCAGCCGCCGCGGGUGGGAAGAAGUGGCAGGCGCGCUACACUGAUGAAGAAGUCAUCCUCCACUCUCUUAGCGAAAAUGGCAUCGAAGUGGAAGCCUUGGAGAGCUAUGUUAAAGACGACGUCGAGCGCUUUGGUGGUAAACUUGGAGUUAUGCACGAACGCAUGAAAGCCCACCUUUCCGACCUUCUCCGUCCUGCUCUGGCAGACAAUAGCGCAGAUGGAUCUGGACAAUUCAAUGACGGCAGUGAGCAGUUUGUUGGUGGUGACUUCGCCGAAGAGUUAGGUGAAGAUUUCUUCGGCUUCAAGGCUCUAGGCCUUGAUUCAGAAUUCGCCAUGUCAAGUCUCUCCGUACCCUUACAUCUUUUACACGCCAAAAUCCAUAAGAUCGGUGGCCCAGGAAUCCAGCCCGAGCAAGCGACCACAACCGAUAUCUUCCCGCCUCCAAUAUCCUUCGACCCUGUCACCAAAGAGAAUCUCCCCGACCAGAUCGGUCUCGUCAGGAACUUCUUCCUCGCCAAGUUACAUGCCAAUGAAGAUGAGCCGCUCCUCGAAGACGAGGAUCUACCCACGAAGCAAAAACCCCCAAAGCCCCGUCUCGGCCCCACAGGCAAGAUCACCAGCCCGCGAAAAAGGCCCCUCAAAGAACAAACUGGCAACGCGAAGAAGAAGAAGAAGCUCGACAACGGCACCGCGAUGGACACUACACCCAAUGCAAAGACCAGCGGCGUUAACGCCAGCCCCGAAAAAGGGUCCGUAACAGCAUCCGCCAAAAAGCUGAAGCUGGGCUUACCGAAUGGAGGACCUGUGUCUAUGGAACAAGCUGACAGCAGUCAAGGAAAUGCGAGCCAGACGGAGAAAGAUGACGUUGGUAUGAUUAGUCCAGAGAGCAUUGAGCGAUAG